AUGUACCCAGCACGACUUCUCUCACUGUGUCAUGUGUGUUAUAAACAUUUUAAAUUGAGGCAGGAUGGUACUCUCGUUAGACAUGGUGGAAAAGUGAAUGGCUCGGAAUGUCCGGGAUCUUCGAAGCACCCACCUUCGAGCAGGAAACGAAGGUUGCUAUUUAUUCCCCGCUUGAUUCUCCGAAAGGAGCAUCGAGGGGGUGGACGAAACAACAUCAGCGCAAAAAUUAAUAGCAGAUUAGAUGCCUUUGGAGGGGGCUCAUUGGAAGAGUUGAUGAAAUCUGUCGAACCAAUUGUAAAGGAGCAAGAUGAAAGGGUUCGUAAACCAAAGCUAAGUGCUUUAGUCAAAUGCAAAAUAGAACAGGGAAACGUUAGAAAUGCUAUGAGGAUUUUAGCAUCGACGGAUACGAUGGCUCCGGAUUCGGCAGACACUAUCAACUCCUUAAAGGACAAGCAUCCUCCCGCUUUGUUAGACAGAAAACCAAGUCCCAAUAAAGAAUCGAUAAGCGUUACUGUUAAUCCCCAACAAAUUAUGUUGUGCUUGAGGCAGUUUCCAAAAGGAACGACAGGAGGUAGAGAUGGUCUAACUCCACAGCAAAUAAGUGAUUUAACACAUGAUAAGAUAGAAACAGCAGAAAUCAGUGCCAUGACCGGUUUUAUCAAUCUGCUGUUGGGCGGCGUUUUUCCACCCGAGGUAGUUCCAUACUUGUUUGGCGGGAGAUUGGUGGCCUUAAUUGAGAUGAAUGACCUAGAAUUUUUGGGUUCGAUAGUUUUUAGAGGAAAACGCCAUGAUAAUUUUUGGGCUAAAAAGCUGGAGGAUUUUAAACAUAUUAUGUCAAUGAUGACGGAGAUUGGCAAGCAUGACGCCCUUGUCCUGUUGACGCAGGCGGCAUUCAUUUCAAGGCUGUCAUACUUUUUACGUACCUCUCCUGGCCUGUCUCAACAAACGUCAGAUGAAUUUAACAACGAACUGCGCAUGGGUUUUCAGACUAUAUUUAAUGUGUUUUUUGAUGAUAAAGGUUGGAGGCAGGCUAUAUUGCCGGUAAAUAUGAGUGGACUGAGUUUGGGUGUCGUGGCCGAGCUGGCACCAUCAGCAUUUUUGUCAUCGGCCGCGGCCACGGCAGCCCUCCAGGAAAAGAUCUUACCAAUGGAUGUAGCAUACCAGGAUGAUUUGAGACUUGAAACAUUUCGAAGCUGGUGCACGGUUUACGGGGAUAUAAUGGACAUAAAUCAAUCUGAUAGCAAUUUCAGGCCAGAUGGCUACACCCUGGUACCGUGGUCUCAAGGUUGCUGUUUAUCAUGGGAUGUGACGUUCCCUCACACGUUAGCCGAAAGGUACAUCAAUUACACGGCUAUUGAGCAAGGUUCCGCUGCCGUGAAGGCUGCUGAAUUAAAGAAUACUAAGUACAAAGAUCUAAACGACAAUACGAGUUUUCGUUCCGAUCUGCGUGGAGACAUUUGGCCCAGUUGA
This is a messenger RNA of Helobdella robusta, 1470 nucleotides long. RefSeq lists its product as hypothetical. NCBI's taxonomy places the organism in Eukaryota, Metazoa, Annelida, Clitellata, Rhynchobdellida, Glossiphoniidae. The record is from RefSeq and is a predicted model, not a curated record. The transcript is spliced from 4 exons. The coding region runs from base 1 to 1470 and encodes 489 amino acids.